CAUAUAUAUAUAUAUAUACAAUUAUCUUCUUAACAGUACACAUACAAUAAAAAAAUAUGUUAUCUAAUGAAGGAUCAGAUCUUCACACGCAAAGCGAUAAUAAUGACAUAGAUAAAGUCAAGCCAUCUUCUAUCACCAUUGUACCAGAAGAUAUUGAAAUAGAAAAAUAUUUGGAUGAUUUAUCUAGCCAAAAUGAAGAAUCAGAUAUGGAUCCUUAUUCUAUCUUAUCUAGAAAACAAAAGAUUAUGAUCGUUACUACUAUAUCAGUUUUAGGGUUUAUUAGUCCAUUUUCUACAAAUAUCUAUUUUCCAGCCCUAAGUAUUAUACAAAAUGAUUUACAUGUUAGUGAAAGGAUGGUUAGUCUUACAGUAACUAUGUAUAUGGUUAUGCAAGGCCUUUCACCUUCAUUCUGGGGAAGUCUGGCAGAUAGUUGGGGGAGGCGCCCGAUUUUUAUAAUCACGUUUUUGAUUUAUAUAUUAGCAUGUAUUGGUAUGGCGAAUACAAAGAAUUAUGCAAGCUUACUCUCAUUGAGAAUGAUACAAGCAUUCGGAUCAAGCUCUGCUGUUGCUGUGGGAGCUGGGGUGAUCGGUGAUAUAUCUACACCUGCUGAAAGAGGUGGAUAUAUGGGCGUAUUUUCAAUGGGGACAAUGUUAGGUCCACUUUUGGGCCCUGUUUUAGGAGGAUUAGUAAGUAAUGAAUUAGGUUGGAGAUGGAUAUUCUGGAUUUUAACUAUACUAGUUAUCCCUAUCUGGUUAAUUCAAAUAUUUUUCCUUCCAGAGACUUUGCGUUCACUUGUUGGAAAUGGUUCAGGCUAUGCUAAUCCUACACCAAUACAGUUCUUCAAAAAGAGAAGGAGGAGAAGAGAUUUUAGUGAUAAAAGUCAUAUAUUAUCUUCUACCCAUUCAAAUUUUAAUAAAUCACAUGAAAGUCUUUAUUCAUCCUCUUUUAAUGCAACAGUAGCUUGUAGUAGUGACGAUACUAAUAGAACAUGCAUGAAUACUCUUGAUACCACUAGAUCACAUUAUAAUAACCAUACACUACAAACAAUUGCAAUCAAAAAGAGAAAUCGAUUCCUUGUAAUACCCAAUCCGUUUCAAUCUUUAGGGUUUCUAAGGGAAAAGGAUGUUGCUGUUCUUUUGCUAUACAACUCAUUACAAUAUGCAGGGCUUUAUUGUGUUGUAACAAGCUUAACUGACUUAUUUACCAAUAUCUAUGGAUUAAAUGCCUUUUAUAUUGGUUUAUGUUUUCUUUCUAAUGGUUUUGGCGCAGCUAUGGGAUCAUUUACUUCUGGAAAGAUACUAAAUUGGAGAUUUAAAAAGAUAGCUACAUCAUUAAAUAUAGAUAGAGCUCAUAUAAAAAGAGGAAAUAUAGAUUCAGAAUUCCCAGUUGAGAAUGCAAGAAUGGGCAUCACCUGGAUUUGGGGAAUAGCUUUUAAUAUUGCUUUAAUCUUAUAUGGCUGGUGUCUAUAUCUUAAGGUUCAUAUUGCUAUACCUAUCAUUAUUAAUUCUCUAUUAUCAUAUUUUUCUACAUCUACAUUCAAUGCCACAAAUACAUUACUUGUCGAUUUGUUUCCAAAAAAUUCAGCAGCUAUAGUAGCAUCAAAUAAUCUUACUCGAUUAUCUUUAGAUGCUUAUUGGGUGCAGCUGCUGUGAUGGCUGUACAGCCUGGUAUACAGGGUCUAGGCGUUGGCUGGUUUUUUACGGUUAUUUCUUUAAUUUUGUUUAUUUCGAGGUUAACAAUGGUGAUUGAAUUAAGAUAUGGACCCAAAUGGAGGUUAGAACGUCUUAAACGACAAGUAGAGUUGGAAAAGC
Molecule: messenger RNA, 1811 nt
Organism: Cokeromyces recurvatus
Lineage: Eukaryota; Fungi; Mucoromycota; Mucoromycetes; Mucorales; Mucoraceae
Product: major facilitator superfamily domain-containing protein
Exons: 7
Coding region: 57-1652 (531 amino acids)
Biological process (GO): transmembrane transport
Molecular function (GO): transmembrane transporter activity
Source: RefSeq, a predicted model, not a curated record